Messenger RNA from Cydia splendana, 1029 nucleotides. RefSeq lists its product as uncharacterized. The transcript has 6 exons. Bases 189 to 935 code for a protein of 248 amino acids. The record is from RefSeq and is a predicted model, not a curated record. NCBI's taxonomy places the organism in Eukaryota, Metazoa, Arthropoda, Insecta, Lepidoptera, Tortricidae.
UUAAUUAUAAUAUAUCUCAGUGCGCACACGCCUUAUUAAAGCGUCAAUUAAUCUUCAGUCUCCAAAGCUCGUGGCGCCGGCGUCAGUCUCGAUUCGCCGAUGUCGCGACGCGCAUGCUCGGGCGCAGUGACGUGAGUGCCAAGUGUUGUGCUAUGAUUUAUCUGUGAUAUUGCAUUAGGAUUUACAAUAUGAAGUGUGUUUUAUUGAUAAGUGUUUGUUCUCUACUAAUUGCCACAGCUUCCAUAACAUAUGACGAAUACAACGUUUUGCAGCAAACCAUAUUUGCGGCUCACGCAAUGGGCAGCGAAGAUGUGGAAGAUCUCACUAAACCUCCCUAUAAAAUAGAUAAACCAGUGUCGGUUGACAUUUCAAAGCUUUCCCUGGCAAAUAAAACACUAUUUUAUCCACUGAUGCUACACGCAGUGUUCAAUUUGACAAGAUACAAAACAUCGAAUCUAUUCUCUAUAACCGAUAAAACUGGUUAUCAUAUAAAAUUUAUGUUGACUCUGAAGGCGAACCCUAGAAACUUGAACGAAUUUAUAUUGAAAAGUGACAGUUUCUCGAAUAAGACUAUUAGUUUUAGAAAAAAAAUGAAUUUGAUAAAUAAAUGGACAAAUGUUUCUUUCUACAUACAACAUGACAAAGUGUCUUUUUGGCUGGAUUGUGAAAAGAGAGAGCCGGAUUUGGAAGGAAGUGGUUUAGUGUUUCACGAUAUUGAUUUGAAUGAUGAUUAUCAAGUACAUUUGAGUGACGCGGUGCAUCCUUUCCACGGUCAAAUUCAAGAUAUAAAAAUUUUCGUAGGCGCUGAAGAAAGUAUUAUAGAUAAUAUAUGUAAAUCUGCUGGUAAACCGCCUGGGGGUUAUGGUGGGCCAAUAGCAGCAAGUCUUAUCGCUGAAAGGCCCGUAAGUGGAGAAUUUUCAUUUUUAUUUUUCUGAUUGGCUUUUUUUCAAUUGGCUGUAAUAAUUGUCUGCUUAAUGUGACCAUCUAUCCCAUCUAUGCUCGAUGUCAAACCAUUGGCGAUCAGCGAGU